Molecule: messenger RNA, 613 nt
Organism: Aethina tumida (small hive beetle)
Lineage: Eukaryota; Metazoa; Arthropoda; Insecta; Coleoptera; Nitidulidae
Exons: 1
Coding region: 263-613 (116 amino acids)
Biological process (GO): negative regulation of biosynthetic process
Source: RefSeq, a predicted model, not a curated record
UGAAUAUUCCAACGAAAAUACGCACGCACAGCAGAUCGUGCGAUUAGACGUAAAAACCGAUCAGAAGGGAGGCGUAGUCGACGUGUGGGUGGAUUAAUGUUGAAACGGACGGCGAUGACCGUUUUGGGUGGUUGACGUGCCACAGUACGUACGACAGUGCACAAGAUCAUAAGCUGCCAGUUUCGAGUGUUUUUAUCGAUUGUGAUUUGGCACCUGAUUGGUGCACGAUAGCAAGGAUAAAAAAGGAACGGUGGAGGGACAAAUGCCAUACAUUUUAGUACGCGGUAACCUUGCAGCUUAUGGUCAAAGACACCCUUGGCGCGUACUCGUUUCGGGGCUGAAACCUGCCGACAUUGAACAGUUGAACAGGUUCGCGAGCGGCGGCUACUGCGACGACUGUACCAUUGUUUAUAUGCAGCAUCCCUGCGUGAUACUCAGCGCGUUGGAAGUGUUGGGUUACAAGGUGGUCGCGUCCUCCUCGACCAGCGUCAAGCAGGACUACAACGAGUACAUGUGGACUAUGAGAAAGGACUUCUCCGAGCCCGAGCCCACUUUAACCGUUCACUCGCCACUCGACUCCAGUCCAUUGUCUCCGGAAGGUGCGGAAGUUUAA